AUGGACGAAGCAUCAGAUUAUUAUUCGAAUUCAGAAAGUGAUUCUUUCACUAGCGAAUUAACUUUCCAUGAACAAGACGCAAUAUCAAAUAAAAUUAUCAAGCCUAAAAAGAAAAUUUCUGAACUUAAAGAUGUUUUCACAUUGAAAGAGGCAAGAUUGAAUAAAGAGCAAAAAACCUCUAAAAUGACAAUGAAUAAAGUGAAAAAAGGAUCAUCAAGUCGAAGUAAGGUGCAAAUAGUAGAAGAUGAAUCUUCUGAUGAUAAAGCCUUCAAAGUAAAAAUGAAUAAAGUGAAAAAGGGGCCAUUAAAUCGGAAUAAGAUGCAAAUUAAAGGGCCAUUAAAACGAAGUCGACUAGAAGAAAAUGAUACUAAAUUUUCCAGCGAUGAUCCUGAACAGGAAUCUAUGAGACUCAUAGUGGCGGAAAGACUUUAUCAUCUGUGUUCUACUACUGAAUACCAUGAUAUGCCUCUUGUUGAAAUUAACAAAUAUAUCGAUAAGUUUCGUAGAAAAAAUCCAUCCUUUCUAGCAACAGUUAGUGAUUGGGCAGAACAUGAAAUGAUUUGUCGUCAUAUCAAUUAUAAAAGAUCAACACUUAACCUUAGUGAGAUUCAGAAUAUAACCAUUGCUGCUAAUAAUAGAAUCAAAGCCUGUAAAUUGAAUGGCAACAGUAAAAAGGCUAAAAUGAAAAAACAAGCUGAUCACAACAACGAAAUUAAUUCAGCUACUGACAUUAAUAGUGAAAUGCCUGAAAUUUACGAUACAACCACUACUGCUAAGAAUAGUGAUAGAUCAAGAACCUGUAAACUGAAUGACAAUAAUAGGUCUAAAAAAGACAAACAAGUUGAUCACAAUGAAACUAAUUCAGCUAUUGAUGUUAAUAGUGAGAUGUCCAAAAUUCAAUCAAAUAACAAUAGUAGAUCUAAAAAAGGAAAACAAGUUGAUCACAGUAAAAUUAAUCCAGCCAUCGAUGUUGAUAGUAAAAUGUCCGAAAUUCAAGAUACAACUACUUCUAAUAGUAGUUCUAAAAAAGGAAAUCAAGUUGAUCACAAUGAAAUUAAUCCAGCCAUCGAUAUCGAUAGAAAACAAGUUCAUUACAAUGAAGUUAUUGAUGUCGAUAGUGAGAUGUCCGAAAUUCAAGAUACAACUACUUCUAAUGCUAAUAGUAAAACUAACUUGAAUAACAAUAGAAGGUCUAAAAAAGGAAAACGAGUUGAUCACAAUAAAGCUAUUGAUGUCAAUAGUGAGAUGUCUGAAAAUCAAGAUACAACCACUUCUGCUAAUAAUAGCGAUAGGACAAAAUUCCAUAAACCGAAUGACUAUAGUAACAAGUCUAAAAAAGAUCCAUUGUUAGCAUCUAGCAGAACAAAUAUUGAAGGUUUAAAAAAACUUGACAAACAUCCACGAAGUAAGGUCUAA
Molecule: messenger RNA, 1416 nt
Organism: Cetraspora pellucida
Lineage: Eukaryota; Fungi; Glomeromycota; Glomeromycetes; Diversisporales; Gigasporaceae
Source: the annotation of a GenBank genome assembly